AUGGAUGACAUCAAUCUUCGUAUAAGUGUCAUAGGCUUAGGCAAACUGGGCAGUCCAAUGGCUGCUGUUUUUGCAUCGAAAGGUUAUCAUGUAAUCGGCUUGGAUGUAAAUAAGCAAUUUGUCAACGCGUUGCAAAGAGGAGAAGCUCCGGUAGAUGAACCUCAACUACAGGAACUGAUUAAUCAGUACAAAACUAAUAUCAAGGCUACAAUGGAUUAUCACAGGGCCGUCAGUGAGACAGAUAUAACAAUGAUUAUUGUUCCAACACCAUCAGAUCCAAAGACCGACUUUUUUAGCAAUGACUAUGUGCUUUCAGCUAUUAAAGCAAUUGGAGAAGCGAUUAAGGCCUGUAAUAAAUAUCACCAAGUGGUUGUUACAUCCACAGUGAUGCCUGGUUCAAUGGAUGGGAUUAUCCGUGAUGUUAUAGAAUCAUCGUCGGGCCGAAAAGUUGGUUGUCGAGAUAAUGAAAUCGGCUUGGCAUACAAUCCUGAGUUCAUUGCAUUAGGACAGGUUAUUAAAGAUAUGUUAAAUCCAGAUUUUAUCUUAAUUGGUGAAAGUGACAAGCGUAUUGGAGAUACCUUGCAAGCACUAUAUUCAAGUAUAAUAACUAAGCAACCAUUAAUAUUUCAAAGAAUGAACUUCAUCAACGCAGAAAUAACCAAAAUUGCUAUCAAUACAUAUGUGACAACUAAAAUAACCUACGCUAAUAUGCUGAGUGAAUUAUGCGAAAAUCUAUCAGAUGCUGAUGUCGAUAUAGUUACCGCUGCCGUUGGUUGUGAUUCUCGUGUCGGGAGCAGAUAUCUAAAAGGUGCUUUAGCAUAUGGAGGACCAUGUUUUCCAAGAGAUAACCGUGCUUUUGUUGCCUUAUCAAAAUCUGUCUUCGUCAAUGCUUUAUUGGCGGAAGCAACUGACCAAUUAAAUAAUUAUCAAAUCGAUAGACUAUUGAAAAUAUGCGACAAAAUAGCAAAAAUUCAUUUUACUAAUGCUCAAUCAACUAAACUAAAGGUGGGUAUUCUGGGAUUAUCUUAUAAACCUGAUACUCAUGUCGUAGAAUGUUCAGCUGCUUGCGCCUUAGCUAAUAAACUUAUAGGUAACUUUGAUGUUUUUGCAUACGAUCCAUUAGCUAUGACAUCGGCUUCUCAAAUAUGCAAUAAAGCUGUGCAGCUCGUUAGUACUAUUGAGAAGCUUCUUUACGAAAGCAAUAUUAAUGUUUUAAUAAUCGCAACUGCUUCAAAUGUCUGGAAAAGCAUAGUGUUCAAACACACAGGAAAAGAAAAUUUGUAUGUAAUUGAUUGCUGGCGGUUACUGAAAAAAGAUGAGAUUGAGAAAAAUAAUCCACAAAUUCGUAUCAUACUAUUAGGAAACGGUAAUUCAACAAUGGCGCUGAAACAGCUAGAGACAUUAUAUAAAAAAAAUCAGGUGGAAACAAUUGACUAUCCAAUUAAUGCUCGUAGCCAACUGCGUAUACUGGUAGCUGGUGGAGCAGGCUUCAUUGGCACUCACUUAGCUCGCCGAUUGUUGGAAGAAGGUCAUUAUGUUAUUUGUGCCGAUUGGAAGAGGAGUGAAUAUUUCCAGGAAGAAGAAUUUUGCAACCAGUUUUUACAUAUGGACUUGCGCGUACUCCAUAAUUGUUUAGUAGCAACUAAAGGAUGUGACUGGGUUUUUAAUUUAGCAGCUGAUAUGGGAGGAAUGGGAUAUAUUCAAUCAAAUAAUUCAGUGAUUUUAUUCAACAAUACAAUGGUUUCAUUUAAUGUGAUAGAAGCUGCUAGACAAAACGAUGUUCAAAGAUUCUUUUAUGCUUCAUCUGCAUGUGUCUAUCCUAGACAUGUCCAGACUAAAGAAAAUGUUGAGGCACUCAAAGAAGAACAAGCAUGGCCUGCACAACCACAAGAUGCGUAUGGGUUAGAAAAAUUAGUAUCUGAGGAAAUUACAAUGCAUUACGCAAAAGAUUUCCCAAAGAUGCAAACCAAAAUUGCACGUUUCCACAACGUAUAUGGACCUCAAGGACAGUGGAAAGGUGGUCGAGAGAAGGCUCCAGCAGCACUUUGUCGGAAAGUAUUAGUGGCACACGAAGGAGAGAACCAUGGCGUAGUCACCGUAUGGGGGGAUGGCAAACAAACGAGAUCGUAUUGCUAUAUCACAGAUUGUAUUGAUGGGAUAAUGCGUUUAAUGCAGUCCGAUUAUAGUCAGCCACUGAAUAUUGGUUCAGAUGAAAUGGUUUCUGUAAAUGAUCUGGUAGGUAUAAUUUGUGACCUAGAACAAGUUACUGUUACGCUCACACAUAUUCCCGGGCCCGAAGGUGUUAGAGGAAGAAAUUCUGAUAACACAUUAAUCAAAAAAGUGUUGAAUUGGGCACCUUCAACUACAUUAAGCCAAGGAUUAAGAAGUACAUACAAAUUCAUAAAAAGUGGAUUAGAAAUAGAAAAAAAAAAUGGAAUCGAUAUUUCGACCUAUGCUUCAUCAAUAGUUGUUCCCCAAACGACUGAAACACUAGAAAUGAUUGGACAAGUAAAACCAAGUGACAGGAACUGCACGUAG
Molecule: messenger RNA, 2538 nt
Organism: Rotaria socialis
Lineage: Eukaryota; Metazoa; Rotifera; Eurotatoria; Philodinida; Philodinidae
Source: the annotation of a GenBank genome assembly